Molecule: messenger RNA, 1034 nt
Organism: Gracilinanus agilis (Agile Gracile Mouse Opossum)
Lineage: Eukaryota; Metazoa; Chordata; Mammalia; Didelphimorphia; Didelphidae
Gene: MRPS17
Product: mitochondrial ribosomal protein S17
Exons: 3
Coding region: 251-640 (129 amino acids)
Biological process (GO): mitochondrial translation
Cellular component (GO): mitochondrial small ribosomal subunit; ribosome
Molecular function (GO): structural constituent of ribosome
Source: RefSeq, a predicted model, not a curated record
GGUGUGUUGGGUCGUCGCUGUCGGUCGGGGUUCGAGCUGUAUGGGGCCCUCCAGAGUAAAGCGGAGCGCACGCGGGAGGGCUGAGGAAGCCGCGGGUCUGGGGAGUGACCUGAGAAAGGCGUGCGGGAACUUCCCCUCUGUCCCCGAGAAGGAUCAAGGCUGAGGGCAGCACGAAUUGACAGAAGCGCCGUGGGCUGGACGGGAUUCCCAUGGCCUGACGGGGGAAACUGAGGCUCGGGCAGUGCCCAAAAUGUCUGUUGUUCGUUCUGCUGUCCAUGCCAAAUGGAUUGUGGGGAAGGUAGUUGGGACAGCCAUGCAAAAAACUGCCAAAGUGCAUGUAAACAGGCUUGUCCUGGACCCCUACUUACUAAAGUAUUUUAAUAAGCGAAAAACUUACUUUGCUCACGAUGCCUUAGAACAGUGCACAGUGGGAGACAUUGUGCUUCUCAGGGCACUACCAGUGCCACGAAGCAAGCACGUGAAACAUGAAUUGGUGGAGAUCGUCUUCAAAGUUGGAAGAGUCAUUGACCCAAUUACUGGAAAACCUUGUGCUGGAACCACGUACCUAGAAAGCCCAACAUGUUCCAAGAUUGCCCCACUCACCCAGAGUCUGAAAGAACUGGAUAUUUCUUCAACAUAGCAAAGAAAUGAAGCCCAGAAGAAGCUGUCCAAGAGAGACGCUAAACAGACAAGUGUGCAGGAGAUUUUUGUAUUUGUUUUCCAUCCCAGCCAUCCUGGUUUGGUAGAUGAAGUAUCCAAAACUAAAUAAAUAAGGAACUUUUUUAAGAAUGUGGUUUUUCACAAUGGACAGUGACAGUUUCAAGUGAAAUGACCUUAUCAAAACAGCAAUGGAAAUAACCACUUUCUUAUCAUCUCUGAGAUUAGAGCAACAGGCUGCAUUAUUAAAUAAGGUUAUUGUUUGGUCCACAGAAAUUUAAAAUAUAGGAGCUUGGCUUGGGGUAGGGUGAUGAAUAAGAAACUUGUUUGUAAAUAAUUAUCCUUUUUUUAAUAUAUUAAAAUGACUAUUGGAAGUA